AUGAAAGCCGUUGUGCACCCCGUCCACAACGCCUUCCAGUCCUACCUCCGAGCUCUGAUCUCCGAUACCGCUGUCCGGGCUCCACUGCGGCAACCGGUCUGCGCAGAGUGCUUGACCAUACUGACCCCGACGCAGACACUGCGACGACAAAGAAGAUCGCCCAGACUCUCCCUGAGGCGCCAACUACAUGUCGCGAGCACGGUCUGCUCCGACUGGACGGUGAGAUCUACGGGGCCCCAACCGCAGCGGCAAUGGCGUCAGAAGAGGGAGCUCGCGACGGUGAAAGACGUACGCCCCCGCGGACCAUUGGUGGAGUACGAUGAACGAGUCCACGCAGGGCGACUGCGGAUGGAUGAGCAUCAGAGAACGCUGGUCGAGCACCUCCAAGAUCUCCACGAAUCGCUACAGGACUAUAUCCCUCCGAAAGUGAUUCACCCAGACAUCCAUGACCUUCAACCGCCCAAGAAAUCCCUCUUCGGGUCGUUGUUUUCGAGCGGCCAGAAAAAGAAGGCCAUAGGCGAGAUACCCGAGAACCUGCCCAAGGGACUGUACAUGUACGGCGAUGUCGGGUCCGGCAAGACGAUGCUGAUGGACUUGUUCUUUGACACGUUACCCGCCAACAUCACGUCCAAGACGCGCAUCCACUUCCAUAAUUUCAUGCAGGAUGUGCACAAGCGGCUGCACAAGAUCCGGAUGGAAUACGGCAACGACUUUGACGCCGUGCCCUUCAUCGCGGCCGACCUGGCCGAGACGGCGCAGGUCUUGUGCUUCGACGAGUUCCAGGUGGUCGACGUCGCGGACGCGAUGAUCCUGCGCCGGCUGAUCGAGGCGCUCAUGUCGCACGGCGUCGUCCUAGUGACCACCUCGAACCGCCACCCGGACGACCUGUACAAGAACGGCAUCCAGCGGCAGUCCUUCAUCCCGUGCAUCAACCUGCUCAAGAAGCGCCUGCGCGUCAUCAACCUGGACUCGCAGACGGAUUAUCGCAAGCUGCCCCGCCCGCCCAGCGGCGUGUACCACCACCCUCUGGACCGCGCGGCCAAAUCCCACGCGGACAAGUGGUUCAGCUUCCUGGGGGACCCCGAGAACGACCCGCCUCACCCGACGACCAUCACGGUGUGGGGCCGCGAAGUGCACAUCCCGCUCGUCUCCGGGCGCGCCGUGCGGUUCACGUUUCACGACCUCAUCGGCCGGGCCACGGGCGCGGCGGACUACAUUGAGAUGAUGCGCAGCUUUGACGCCUUCAUCGUCACGGACGUGCCCGGGAUGACGCACCGCGAGAGAGACUGGGCCCGCCGAUUCAUCACUUUUAUCGACGCCGUGUAUGAGAGUCACGCCAAGUUGGUGCUCACCACGGCCGUGCCGCUGAGUCAGCUGUUCGUCAGCAAGACGGAGCUGGACGACAGUCUGGACAGAGUGACGGAUAAAGUCAAAAAGGACGAGGCCGCGGCGAGCAAGGACGAGAAAAACGUCGUUCAGGAGAUUCAAAACGCCAAGGUCAAUCAGUCUGGACCUUCGGGUCAGGAUGAAGGCCACGACGUCGAUGAUGUGAUGCGCAACCUGAUGGACGAUCUGGGCAUGAACAUGAGCAUGCUCAAGCAGUCGUCGCUGUUUAGCGGUGAUGAGGAGCGCUUCGCCUUCGCGCGGGCCUUGAGCCGCUUGACCGAGAUGGGCAGUCAGGAGUGGGUGGAGAGAGGGAUGGGGCUUGAGAAGAGAGGAGGACUUCAUGAGAAGGAAGGCUGGCAGAGGGUCCGGAGCCGAUGGAGGGAGGAUAGUUUGUGA
Messenger RNA from Cladophialophora yegresii CBS 114405, 1782 nucleotides. RefSeq lists its product as uncharacterized. Gene Ontology annotation, cellular component: mitochondrion; cytoplasm. The transcript has 2 exons. Gene Ontology annotation, molecular function: ATP hydrolysis activity; ATP binding. Lineage: Eukaryota; Fungi; Ascomycota; Eurotiomycetes; Chaetothyriales; Herpotrichiellaceae. Bases 1 to 1782 code for a protein of 593 amino acids. Gene Ontology annotation, biological process: protein quality control for misfolded or incompletely synthesized proteins. The record is from RefSeq and is a predicted model, not a curated record.